AUCUGGGUCUUUGUGAGAAGCAUGUGAUUGUCAUCGUGUGAGAGGACAUUUUGGCUAUUGUAAAUGUAAAUUCCAUCUUUUAUAAUGUAUUUUAAUUGUUACGAAAAUAUAAUUUUAAAACCCAAAAUACAUUCUCUUACUUUACUAAAGUCUUUACUUUUUACUAUGUACUAACUAACUAAACUAAAGACUCUUUAAAUCUGCUUGCUUAACCAGUUAUCCUGAAGACCUGUCCUAUAACCACCUUUUAAUGAAUUUAAAAGGAUAAAUUAUAUCCUUAUUAUAAGUAUAAAAUAAAAAUAACACUUAUCAUAACUUGUUACUAAUUAAAAAAUGAACCUGCGACAUCUAAAAAACUUGUUUCUUCUUCCACGAAAUCAUGGCCUCAACAUGAUAACGAAAGGAUUGUCAACAACAAAAACAUGCUCACGAGCAGAAGUUAUCGACGGUCGGAAAAUGGCAGAGGAAGUUUUAUCAGAAGUGAAGUUGGAACUGACUGAAUGGGUGAGUAAAGGUAAUAGCAUUCCACAGUUGACAGCUAUACUUGUCGGGGAUGACCCUGCCAGCAAGACUUAUGUAAAACAUAAGAUGAGGGCUGCCCACGUGACUGGUAUCAACAGCAAGACAAUUUCUUUCCACGAAUCAGUCGAAGAAGCAGUCCUUUGUAGUGAAAUCUCAAAACUGAACAGUGAUCCGAGCAUAAAUGGGAUACUGGUUCAGUUGCCUCUACCCCGACACAUAAAUGAGAGGAGGAUCUGCAAUAUGGUGGCCCCAGAGAAAGAUGUUGAUGGAUUCCACGUUGUCAACGUUGGCAGGUUUUGCGUAAACGAAGAUUCACUGGUACCUGCCACACCAGCUGGAGUUAUUGAGCUAAUCAGAAGAUCAGGCAUCGAGACGUUUGGCAAGCAUGCAGUUGUCUGUGGGAGGUCCAAAAACGUGGGCAUGCCUAUAGCCAUGAUGCUGCAUUCUUCUGAAAAUGCAACGACGACGAUUUGUCACCGGCACACACCUGCCGACCAGCUGGAACAUCUGGCAAAGCAGGCAGACAUAUUGAUCGUUGCAACCGGCAGACCAAACCUCAUCAGAGCCGACAUGGUUAAGGAGGGAGCUGCCGUUAUUGACGUGGGCGUCAACAAAAUUUACGACCCCAACUCAGGCAAAUCGAGGCUUGUGGGCGACGUUGAUUUUGACGAAGUGUGCAGAAAAGCAGGAAAAAUAACUCCAGUUCCAGGAGGCGUGGGUCCAAUGACGGUGGCAAUGUUAAUGAAGAACACGCUGAAGGUUGCCAAGCAGAAGGUUGUCUACGAGCAUUGCUGGGACGCUCACGAACGAUACUUCACACGGAAUUUUAAUUAUUCUAACGGAAAAAAUGUUUUAGAUUGUGAGAGCGUAAAUAUCAAAAACAAAGUUAUUUAAGUGCUUUUCUUAUUCAUUAUUUAUUUAUUUAUUUUAUAUAGAUGGCUACGAUUUUUAAUAAAAAUUUGUUACAAUGAAA
Molecule: messenger RNA, 1495 nt
Organism: Helobdella robusta
Lineage: Eukaryota; Metazoa; Annelida; Clitellata; Rhynchobdellida; Glossiphoniidae
Exons: 9
Coding region: 334-1416 (360 amino acids)
Biological process (GO): tetrahydrofolate interconversion
Cellular component (GO): mitochondrion
Molecular function (GO): methylenetetrahydrofolate dehydrogenase (NAD+) activity; methenyltetrahydrofolate cyclohydrolase activity; methylenetetrahydrofolate dehydrogenase (NADP+) activity
Source: RefSeq, a predicted model, not a curated record